This is a messenger RNA of Lindgomyces ingoldianus, 649 nucleotides long. RefSeq lists its product as uncharacterized. The transcript has 3 exons. Lineage: Eukaryota; Fungi; Ascomycota; Dothideomycetes; Pleosporales; Lindgomycetaceae. The record is from RefSeq and is a predicted model, not a curated record. The coding region runs from base 115 to 516 and encodes 133 amino acids.
UCUUGACGUACAGCACAUAAAAUUAAUGCAAGCACAAGUAACGCGGGCGCUUUCGUUGAUCAGAAACAGCUAAAUCAAUCUACCACUUCGUCUACCUCUCUUAUAUAAUUUUCAAUGGCGAUAUGGCCUCAGUCUUGCCCUGUUAUAUGGACCUGUUGCAAUGGAAACUGCAACCAAACAAAUUCCGUGGAUGUGGAAGAAUGCCAGAAUGAGAAGUGCAAACACACCAAAUGUGCACAAUGCAAAGCAAGCACAAUAGUGACAGAGCAUUUGACUCUACCACUAAAACCUUGCUUUUUUGAACCGAAGAUGUUGAGCCCGCCGAAUGACUUGUGGAUAUGCUGUGAAUGUGGUACUACGAACUUGAUAGAACUUUCGCCAAGGAGUUGUCCAAUAUGUGCACACGCUCGGUGCGGUAAUUGUCCACCCUCGGCGUCCAACAAUGUUGGCAAGGUAGGGCUGCGUUCUAUGCCCAUGGUUUCCUUUCCUACUAUACUUUUGAGGGGGUUUCCUUAGAAUAGGAGUUAGUUAGGAAUAUAGGUGUUUUUCUUUUUCGAGUAGUAGUUCUUCUCUGAACUUCGUGGUGGUUGUGCUCCAUCUCUCGUCUUACCUGUAAUGAAGCUAGAGCCACAAAGGGAUUCACGCUAAA